Messenger RNA from Blepharisma stoltei, 1452 nucleotides. Lineage: Eukaryota; Ciliophora; Heterotrichea; Heterotrichida; Blepharismidae. The record is from the annotation of a GenBank genome assembly.
AUGAAAAACCGUGAUAUGAUGCCUGGCUUUGCUCUAGGACUUUCUAAUCACAGCAGCAUGCGAAAUCCUUCUUCUAUGUUCCAUAACUCUCAAGUCUUCGAGCUCUCCUCUAUCAAAAAACAAGAAAUUCCUUCUCAUUCUUCUAGAGAUCACAAUUUUAUUUUACCAAUCUCAAUUAACUGCAAAUUUUGUGGCCAAAAAGAGCAGCCAAACCACCGGCUUAUCAAAGUCUGCAAAUGCACAACCAAGUGCUGAGCCCACGAAGACUGCAUAAACUCAAGGCAAAGCAAAGAAAGCACAUGCAAGCUCUGCCAUCACGAAUUUAUAUUAAAUUAUGAUAAAGAAAGCGAAGCAAGUGAAAUGGAAGAGUCAAGCAUUCUGCAAAGCUUAGAAGAGCAAACUGAUAGAAAUAACCAAGCGUCAACCCCACAGAUGAGCUCACUUAUUGAGAGCUCAGGCGAGGCAAGGAUGAGAAAAGUAAUUAAGGCUGCUACUUUGAAGCCUUAUUGCAGGAUUUGUAAAAGUGGGGCUGAUAAUUUGAGCAAUAAAUUGAUUUAUCCAUGUCAGUGCCAUACUGUGAACCCUAAAAAGUCGUGGGCACAUAGGAAUUGUAUAUUUGAUGAUAUGCUGUGCAAUAUCAGGAUAUUUAUUAGAAAAUAGGGAAAUUUAAUUUUUCUGCAAAAAAUAGGGUCAGAAUUAUAGGAUUUUAAUAUAGAUUAUAAAAUUCAUAAUAUAAUCCAAAAGCAAUCAGAUAUUUGCCCAAUGUGCAAAGCACAGUUUGCAUUUGCAUGUGAAACAGAGAAAAGUUGGAUUUGCAAGGAUUCAGAAUUAUGCGGAGAAUUUACAGCUCAGUUAUUUGGGAUUGCCCUGCUUUUUGUGUUUUGUAUUGGUGUCAUUGUGUUUUUAACAUCAACUCCAGGAAUUGACCUUGAUGAAGGUGAAAGUGUGUGGCGAUGAAUAUUAGUUGCGCUAUUAGUCAUUCUACUAAUCCUCUCAGUCCUUCUCCUAGGCUUCCUCAUCUACCUGAAAACUACAGAAGAAAAGGUAAAAUCGAUUUACGUUCUCUGUCAGCGUCAAGAAAUCGCAAAAAUGACCUCUACAAGUCAUAACUUGUUCAUCCACUAUUUAGAAAAACUAAAGAAAAGCCAUUUAAUUCCAGAAGCCCCACCCCCAGCAAUCAAAGCAAUAAGACAAAAAAAGCCAAAAAUGCCUGCAGAAGUCAUUGAAGACAGAAAAAGCAUAGAUUUUCAAGAUCACAUGGAAGAGCCAGAAAUAUCAAGACUUAUUAUUAAUACUGAUACAAAUGGAGAAAAUUUCGACUCUAAAGCCUUAAAAGAACACUCAGAUUUUAAAGAAUCCUCAAUAAUACAUAUAAGCUUUAUUAGCAGUGAAGAUAUAAAAGAAGAAGAAAUGAAAGAGCAUAGCAGUUUUAAGUCUGCAGAGUUCAAUUAG